Molecule: messenger RNA, 6003 nt
Organism: Magnusiomyces paraingens
Lineage: Eukaryota; Fungi; Ascomycota; Dipodascomycetes; Dipodascales; Dipodascaceae
Exons: 3
Coding region: 1-6003 (2000 amino acids)
Biological process (GO): vesicle-mediated transport; intracellular protein transport
Cellular component (GO): membrane coat; intracellular membrane-bounded organelle
Molecular function (GO): protein binding
Source: RefSeq, a predicted model, not a curated record
AUGAUCCACUCUGUCCUGGUCGUCAAUACAAGCGGUCUGCCGCGUCUCAUGAAAUUUUAUACCCCAGUUGACCUCCAAACACAAUCCCUCCUACUCAAACAAGUCCACUCUAUUCUCUCAACUAGAUCCUCUCAACAAUGUUCUUUCCUUACUCCACCACCACUUCUAGAAGGCAUGGAAGAAAUUCGUGUCAUUUACCGCCACUACGCCACCCUCUAUUUUGUCUUCAUUGUAGACGAACAAGAAUCUGAACUCGGAAUCCUCGAUCUCAUCCAAGUCUUUGUUGAAUCUCUCGACCGCUGCCUCGAAAAUGUCUGUGAGCUCGAUCUUGUUUUUGGUUGGCAAAUUAUGCAGACCGUCUUGGGUGAAAUCGUCCAGGCUGGUAUGGUGGUUGAAACAAACAUUAAUAAAAUAGUCGCUGCUGUAAAUGAAGUCCGAACAGCUCAAGCUUCUGACUCUCUGGAUGGAUCAGGUACUUCAGCUGCCUCGUUUAAAGGCUCGGCUCAAAAGGCAUUUAGCUCUGCAACUUCGGCCUUUCAAGCAAUUGCCCGAGAAGGAAGAAUGUGGCCAGGAAGAUCCACCGCAAAACGCAGCUGGAUCGCGGCUAUAGUUGUCCCAAUUGUAUUCAUUCUCUCCAUUCUUUUAUUUUUCCUAUAUUGGUUUCUAAUUCGCCGCCGCCGCUGCCGCUGCCGCAAUCGUAAUCCCCCCAAUCUUCAAUCAAACACUUCUCCAUAUAAUGAAAAAAAUACUUACGACUCAUCAACCAUCCCUAAUAACCCUCCCCUUACAAUCCCUCAACAAUCUGCAAUUAAACAAACAAAAGAUUCUGCACAAGGAAGAACAACAACUAUUAUAAAACCAUUAGAACUCAACCUCGAUAGAGAACCGUUGCGUGGAUUAGAUGUCCCCCCGCUCGAACAUUCGACCUCACGAGCACGAGAGACCACAAACAACACAUCCUCAUUAAAUCAUGCAACUUUGGGGGGUCUCAAUGACACAAACAGUCAUCACAGCAUAUCUUCCUCCUCUAACGAAUUGUCUCGUGGAGCAAAAACAAAUAAUCUCUCAAUCAUAAACAAGAUUAAAAAACGACCAAGCGAUGUGUCAGGGUUCCGCUACGAGGAUAUGAACUCACCAAACGUGGCUGCAGACUUAUACUACACCAGUGAGCGACUCACAGAGCAAUCCCAUGACUCUUCAUCUGGACCUGUAACCAGUCCAGGUGCUGGUACAAAUACCUCACCAUUGAGGUCACUCAAAAAUAAACUAAGUUCUCGUAAAAGCUCUCCAGAACGAGAAAAUGUUCUCCCUAAUUCAACCCCAAAUAAUUCAACAACCUCCAAAGCUCUGCCUGCUCACAGAAUGCCCCCUGUUAUCAACAUGGAAUUCCCCAAUCCUUCCUUUAGAUCAAGCUCAAUAUAUUCAUCAGAUGGGCUAGGAGAUUCCUUACAGCAACAACAACAACAACAACAGCUAACCUCACUAAACCAACCCACAGCCACAUCUACUUCUUCAGCUCGUCAAGAUUCCGUACGAUCAAGCUCUUCCGACCUCGCUUCUUUCCGAAUCUCACGAGCACAACAACAACAACAACAAGUCCCGCCGCUUUCUCGGUCUCCCUCAGGCCCACACAUUGUUGCAGGCCCAGGAACUGCCCCCCGCAUUUCGUUCAACAUAACGCGCACAUCCGGACUAUUUUCAGAGUACAUGGACACGUCUACUGCGCCUUCAAUUGCUCCAGGGCUCAGCAAUUCAAGCGCCAUGGCUGCUCCCUAUGGACAAUUCCCUCCAAAAUUGCAGGACACAGAAUCCAGUUCAUCCGGGUACUCGGGAACAAACUUGGCCUUCAUGGAAGAGUAUGGGCCUAUCAUUUCUAAAUUCAAUUCGACCUCAAGGGUGUCUAGCAGCCCAUCGACAUCUGCUCAAGUAAGUAGACGGCCUUCGCGAACAUCUGAGUAUAAUGUGGUGCCAUCGGUUGGGCCUGCAGUUGGUGGUAAUGGUACGGUCAAUACCGGAAGCAAUAUGUUGUCAGGACAUCAGCAGCAGCAGCAGCAGCAGCAGCAGCAAGCGGCAGCUCCGGUCCACCCACAGUCCAACAAUCUAUUCCAGCUUCCGCCUUUGUCGUUUGCUCCGAGUCAUCCCAUCCUUGAGCAAGAACCGGCGCGAGGGGGUGAGCAAUUGUCAAACAACAGUUACCACCACCAGAACCUGACAUCCAUAUUUGCGCCGCAGCAACAUGGUGCAUAUUCUCCUAACUAUAAACAGCAGCCGCCCACCUUUAUUUCUGCAACAACGCUCAGCUUCAAUGCCCUACCCUAUGCCACCACCGCCGCCACUGCCGCAGCAGCAGCAGCAGCAGCAGCAGCACCCAGCUCAAAUUCAUUUCCAAACCCAGUAACUGCUCAAAAUAACCUAUCCACAAAUAGCUUUGCUACUAAUAGCUUUGCUUCUGACAGUGCUGUCUCGGUUGUUUCUGCUCGCAACGCUGCUCACACUCUUUACGACCUGACCCCGCCAAACCCUCAACCCACAGCCUCUACUGCGUUUCUUUCUGCAUCACGCUCAGACCCCCGCUCAGAGUACCAGUCUGCGGUUUCACUCGGGUCCGUGUUUGCCGCAAACAAUGGUACCGCAACAUACACUCUGGACCCGUUUGCCAGGGGGCGCAUGGGAACGGGCGAGCCAAAAAUAUCUAGUACCACGCACACGCCAAUCCAGAGAAGUGCAACGGCAGCAGCAACAACAGCAGUAGCAGGUAGUGGCUUGAGUAGAGAUACAAGUAGUUCUCGGGGAACGCCUCCCCAACAGGCUCAAGAUGCGAGUCCACAUGUGGGGUCUCCUGAAUUACGCCCAGCAUUGUCAGGACAUGGACCUACUACUACUACUUCCUCGUAUUUGGUAGGAAAUGGUACUAUUAAUUCGUCUUAUUUAUCAGGUAAUGGUGCUUCUUCUUUUUCUUCUUCAUAUUUGCAGAGACAUGUUGCUGGACAAGGUGCACGAGCUGGUGCGCGGCCGCUAUUUUUUUCUCGAGUAGGAGGGAGCUCAGGUGCUGAUGAGAGCGAGACAAACCUGGCGGACGACGAGGCAGAGGACGAUGACGAUGAUGUGGAUGAAGAUGAUGAGGAAAAAGGGGGGCUUGCGAGACAUUGGCUGUCGACUAAACACGGGCCGCUGCACCAAGCUCCUAUGGGGAACAACAAUCCACAGCAACAGCAACGGCCACAGCCACAACAAACAGAAGCGUCGCCUGCGUUGUCAUCAAGCUCGAUGAUGGCAGUUAUUACGGCAGCCGGGGCAGCAGCAACUGCUGCGCGGCCUGGUGGUUUGUCACGGUCCGUGACGUGUAACGAGUCCUUGUCUCCGGUUAGAUCCGGCAGUGGGGCAGCACCUGUUGUUUCCAAAGCGGUUUCGUCACCGGUGUCUGUAUUUUACUCGGUCGGGUUCCCGGGGAAUACAAGUGCAGUGAGACCUGGAGGAUCCGGAGGACCUGGAGAACCUGGAGGACCUGGAGAACCUGGAGGGCUGGGAACCGAUGCGGGGAUGACAUCGGUGUCGUCAAGAAGCUUAGCCAAUGCAAAAAGCUACCCGGAAAGCGUGCAGGUUACAGCAGUCACGACACCUGUCGAAAGCGAGCAAGCAUCAAUUGUUGAGACUGCGUUUGAGGGCGAAUAUCCACCGGUAGUUUCAGGACCGGGUCCCCAACAGCAGCAACAGCAACAGCAACAGCAACAGCAACAGCAACAGCAACAGCAACAGCAACAGGUACCGUUGACUUCGUCGCCAUCGAUGCGCGCGGGAACUGUGGGAAUUUCUCAAUCCGUUGCACAAACAACGACAACAACAGCGAGCACAAAUACAACGGCGUUAGCGGCUAGCGGGAAUUGCGGUGGGAGUGCUCGGGGACAAGUGCCACGAGUAUCGAUGUCAUCGACGGGCUCCUUUUUCUCGUCGUUUUCACCUGGGCCAGUGCAGGAUUUGUUCCCUGGUGCUUUCCCCACGGGGGGGUUUACAGUUAGUUCUGCAGUUGGUCCUGCAACAACAGUAGCUGCAUCCGACUUGUCUUCUAAUAAUAAGCUUGUGGGGACACGCGGGGGAGCGGCGAAAGGAGAGAAGAAGACCCAGCCGCGCGGUAUUCAGCCGCAGAUAUCCCAGCCGCACAUGAAGCAACUAGCAGGUGGACCAGCAGGAGUACCAGCAGGUGGAAAUAGUAGCCUCCACUCGCUAGGCCCGCGGGCGUCAGCGUUGUCUGUGGUAUCCGCAGAAUCCGUUGACUCGUCAGCACCGUCGUCGUCAGGCAUGUUAUCUGAGCGGCGUGCGAGUUUAGUACACCGGUACUCGAUGGCGUCUGUUAUUUCAGAGAAGCAUGGAGGGAACAGUAGUGUACGUGGAGGAAUGUAUUUGCAAGCAGGCGGGAGUUCAACGAGUAUUAACACGACUGGGAGUGGGAAUGGGAGUGGGCUAGGAGCACCGUUUAGUCCGAAAGUAGGAGCAAGAGUUUUGGGAGGCCAUGGGUCGUCAACUGUUACGCAUACGGUUAUACCGCAGCCGUCGUUCUAUUCGACACGCAGUGGACCCGAGUCAGAACUUGCAGUGGGCAAUUCACACCAUCAUAAUCAUCAUCCAUGGAAGCGAUUGAGCAGCGAGAGGUUUGGAGGCACUGGUGGUGGCCGAUCCACACCACCAGGAACUGCAGUUGUUGUUGUUGUUGGAACAAACUCCUUAUCAACUACAACUACAACUACAACUACAACAUCCACUCCAACAACCCCACCACCAACAUCGGGACUCCCGCCACCACCACCACACACUGGAAGCACUCCGGGAACGCCGACCAGAAAUAGUGGCGUGAUGGUAGCAGUACCAGUGAUGGUGGGCGGCAACGCUGGACCUCGGAAUAGCACUGGAUCAAGUAGUGUGGGAUCAAGUAACGUGGGGUCAAGUAACGUUGGGUCAAGUAGUGGUACGGGUCGGCGCGCGUUAUCUCGAGAAACCAUGCGACAUAUCAAUGCAACCAAGCAGCUUCCACCGGCCCCUGGCACUACGACUAUAGUUCCUGGUACUACUGCCACUAUUUCUGUUCCUGGAUCCAUGUCCACUUCGUCAUCUGCAAUUCAUUACCCAAGCUCGCCCAAUAAUGAUACCACGCUGGUGCUGCAGGGCAGAGGGUACACGCCUAGCGAUGCAUCUGCAUUUGUGACACCUCCAGCUUUCGUGACACCUGCGUUCGUGACACCUGCGUUCGUGACACCUGCGUUUGUGACACCGAACCAUACUCCACCCACACCAGAUAGCGGUGUGUACGGUGCCGGUGGGCUGUCACAAGGAUCAUCGAGCGGGUCAGGUAGUAGGUCGAAUGGAUCUGGUAGUCGCCCACAGGGGUCUAGCAACCGGUCUCAAGAAAAUGGUAGCCAACACCCUAGCGGUCAACACCCUAGUGGUCAACACCCUAGUGGUCAACACCCUAGUGGUCAACACCCUAGUGGUCAACACCCUAGUGGUCAAGAACCUAGCGGUAUCUCCGAGUCUUGUGCACCAAACCUUGCAACCAGUCUUUCGUCGUCAUUGUCAUCGUCAUUGUCAUCGUCAUUGUCAUCGUCGUCAUCGUCGUCGGCCGUCGCCGCCGCGGCAGCUGUCGACAGAUCCUUAUCGGAUGACGGAAGAGGUGAGGAGGACGACCUUGUACCGGAACUUACGGGCAAUAUGUCUACCCGUGGUCUGCAACUACGCAACACAUUGGUACACAACUCUGAUGCAGAUGAUUCUUCAUCAAUCACAACUGCUCAACUCCCAGUGGCAGUUCAUCGGGCAAUUAAGGCCUAUCGCCCAGUGCUUGAUGACGAGCUUGAGCUAGUGACAGGAGAUCUCGUCAUUGUGCUCCAUGAGUUUGACGACGGAUGGUGUUUUGCACGACUUGUAUCAGUUCAAUCCCGAGCUACUAUGCGGGCCCUUGAAGGCAUUUGUCCUCGAUCUUAUAUUCAGCAACAUGCAGAAUCCAUAUAUUAA